CAAAAGGGGGAAGAGAGAAAAGUGGAGCUCUCGCCAACGCGGAGGCUGGGAUGGUGUCGGUAAUUGGCGUUUGACGAUGCGGUACUGAGUGAGUCACACUUGGAGGUGGUUGGCGUAGCGCUCCCCACACAUCCACGUUGCCUUUAAUUGCUCCUAGUGGCUGCAUUCACUGUCGUCCAUGAUCAAGCUCUGGAACUAGCUGCAACACAAAAAAAAUAACAGACGGGGCCAAAGGAACAAUGUCUUAUGCCUCCUUUCGAGGCCGCUCGCCACCACGCGUCCUCCAGCCAGGAGGUUGGGACGGCCUGGGUCGCGGGAUCCUUCAUAACCGGCACCAGCGCUGCUCCAUGAUCGCUCGUCCUGAAGCUCAGUACAAGUGGGAUGUGCGAGGACCACCAACCCAUCGAAUCUCCUACAACCAGUUGCCCUAUGACCGUCCUGUCUGGAAUCCUAAAUUCUGCGUUGUCUCCGGAAACCAGCUUCUUAUGUUAGACGAGGAAGAGGUUCACCCCUUACUGCUUCGGGAGCGAAGGCACGAGCCUUCCUCGAGGACUAAGCUGCUCCGUCGGACAGUCAGCGUCCCGGUGGAAGGGAGGCACGCUGAUCACGAGUAUCACCCUGGUCGGUCUUCACGGAGGAAGAGCAUACCUGGAGGGAAACAACUGAGCAUGGAUGCAGUGGCAUCUGCCCCCUUCCGGCCAACACAGGGAUUUCUGAGCCGCAGGCUCAAAGGUUCUAUCAAGCGAACUAAGAGUCAGCCCAAACUGGAUCGAACCAGCAGCUUCCGGCAUAUUCUGCCCCGAUUCCGGAGUGCAGACCAUGACAGAACCCGUCUGAUGCAGAGCUUUAAGGAGUCACACUCCCAUGAGUCGUUGCUGAGCCCCAGCAGUGCAGCAGAAGCACUGGAGCUCAGCAUCGAUGAGGAUGCCAUCAUCAAACCGGUGCACAGCAGCAUUCUGGGUCAAGAGUUCUGCUUUGAGGUGACUACACCAUCUGGCACAAAAUGUUUUGCCUGUAGGUCAGGGGCUGAACGAGACAAGUGGAUCGAGAAUUUACAGCGCGCAGUGAAGCCAAACAAGGAUAACAGCCGACGUGUUGACAAUGUCUUGAAGCUCUGGAUCAUCGAGGGCAAAGAUCUCCCGCCCAAGAAGCGCUACUACUGCGAGCUCUGCCUUGAUGAGAUGCUGUACGCCCGGACAACAAGCAAGAUGAAGACAGACAAUGUCUUCUGGGGAGAACACUUUGAGUUCAACAACCUGCCGGCAGUGCGCAACAUCCGGAUCCACCUGUACAAGGACACAGACAAGAAGAAGAAGAAGGACAAGAGCAACUAUGUGGGGUUGGUCAAUAUCCCCAUUAGUAGCGUGGCCGGCCGCCAGUUUGUAGAGCAGUGGUACCCAGUCAGCCAGCCCAGUUCCAGCCGGGGAAAGGCAGGUGGCCCUACCAUCCGUAUCAAGUCCCGCUACCAGAGCAUGAACAUUCUGCCCAUGGAGCUGUACAAGGAGUUUGCUGAGUAUGUAACCAACAACUACAAAAUGCUCUGCGCGGUGCUGGAGCCUGUGUUGGGUGUCAAGAACAAGGAAGAGGUGGCGUGUGCACUGGUGCACAUCCUGCAGAGCACGGGCAAGGCAAAGGACUUCCUCUCUGACAUGGCAAUGACGGAGGUUGACCGUUUUGUUGACCGUGAGCAUUUAAUAUUUCGUGAGAAUACACUGGCAACCAAGGCGAUUGAAGAAUACUUAAAGUUGAUUGGUCAGAAAUACCUCAAGGACGCAAUUGGUAGGUUGGUGUACGUGAUCGCUACACUCACUGCUACCGACACUCCUUUAACACAGGGUGAGUUUAUCCGAGCACUUUACGAAUCUGAAGAGAACUGUGAGGUAGACCCAGCCAAGUGCACCUUUUCCACUUUGGCUGAUCACCAGGCUAACCUGAGGAUGUGCUGCGAACUGGCACUUUGCAAGAUCGUCAACUCACAUUGUGUCUUUCCUCGUGAGCUGAAGGAAGUCUUUGCUUCGUGGAGGCAUCGCUGUGCUGAGCGUGGCAGGGAAGACAUUGCUGACCGCCUGAUCAGUGCUUCCUUGUUCCUCCGCUUUCUCUGUCCUGCCAUCAUGUCACCCAGCCUUUUCAACUUGAUGCAGGAGUAUCCAGAUGAUCGCACCUCCCGAACUUUGACCCUUAUAGCGAAAGUUAUUCAAAACCUGGCCAACUUUACCAAGUUUGGCAGCAAGGAAGACUACAUGUCGUUCAUGAAUGAGUUUCUGGAGCUGGAAUGGGGUAGCAUGCAGCAGUUUCUGAUGGAGAUCUCCAAUCCAGACACAGUUACCAAUGCAGCUAGCUUUGAAGGCUACAUCGAUUUGGGCAGAGAGCUCUCCACGCUGCACUCCCUCCUGUGGGAGGUGCUGCCUCAGCUUAGCAAGGAAGCUGUGCUGAAACUGGGGCCCCUCCCCCGUCUCCUCAAUGACAUAAGUGGAGCAUUGAGAAAUCCAUCGCAUGUACAGCGACAAUCCAGCCACAUAGCAGAACGCUACACUUCUGGGCCCAGUAUCAACCGUGGUGUUUCAUCUGACCUUCAGAAGUACACAGUUAAAGAUCUGAACAGCUCAAUCGAUAUGACCAGGCUUCCUUCUCCAACCAAGGAAAAAGGAAAGGAUGUCUUUUACGUGACAAGACCUCCUCUUGCUCGCUCCUCCCCGGCCUACUGCACAAGCAGCUCUGAUAUCACAGAACCUGAUCCUAAAAUGAUGACAACCAACAAGAGCAUCUCCAUGAUGGAUCUACAGGACAGCAGGAGUAUGAACAGUAUAAGUAAUCUCCAAACUGUUGGAGACAUGCUAAACAGCAGUCAGGCAUCAAUUGGAACUACAGUAGGCCUCAGACCCAGCCGGCUAUCACAGGGUAGUGGAUCGAGUGUGUCAGGUGGCCUGCGGUUGGGACAAAUGGGUAUCACCACAGAUGGAUUACAUGGACAACUGAGAGUCCCUUUGUCCUUUCAGAAUCCCCUAUUCAACAUGACGUCUGAUGGGCCGGCCUCACUACGGACUCCCGCCGAGCCUGGUGCUGGCCUCUUGGGUUACCAUGGUUAUAGCAAGAGCGAGGACCUAUCUGCAAACAAGCAGAUCUUCCAUAGCCACAGCUAUAGUGAUGAGUUUGCCCGGCAGAACAGCGAAUUCAGCCGCCGGCAGCUUUCACUCACUGAUAACCUCCAACACAUGCUGUCGGCAGCUCCACCUAACAUCGGUCCCCAAAGGAGGAUAGACCAGCCACCACCUGCCCCUCCACCUCUUGUCAGAGGGAAAACGCAGCAACUUACUGUUAGUGCAGCCCAGCGACCGCGGCCACCCAGUGCCAACCUGUUGCAAUCACCUGCUGAGCCAACACAUGGUCCCAAGGUGCGGCAGCAGUCAAUUAUGGCCAAAGCAGACACCCCAGCUCCAAAAUCAGGCAUCACCAAACAGGCUUCCCAUUCACCCUCAACUCUUCACCCUGUCACACCUUCAGAGCGUACUGUUGCCUGGGUGACCAACAUGACCCACCUUUCUGCGGACAUCGAAAGCUCGCACCUAGAACGGGAAGAGUACAAAUUACGGGAAUACUCCAAGUCGAUGGAUGAGAGCAGGCUGGACAAGGGGCAACAGACACAAUAUGAGGAGGAGAUUCUUUCCCUAAAGGAACGGCUGCAGAUGUCAAACCGCAAGCUAGAAGAGUAUGAGCGGCGGCUGAUGUCACAGGAGGAGCAGACGGGAAAGAUUCUGCGAGAGUACCAAACACGCCUGGAUGAAAGCGAGAAUCGUUUGCGUCGGCAACAAGAGGAGAAGGACAACCAGAUCAAAGGCAUUAUCAACAGGCUAAUGGUGGUGGAAGACGAGUUGAGGAAAGACCACGCCAACAUGCAGGAGGCCAUUGAUGCCAAGCAGCGGAUAAUCGACGUUCAGGAGAGGCAGCUCUCAACGAUGGGGGCCACCAAUUCCCGACUGAUGAGCACCCUGACUCACAUGAAAGACCGGUGCAGUGAGACCCAGCUGAACGGCGUGACGUCAUCGCACCCUCCCCCCCGCCUGCAGAUCACCGAAAAUGGCGAAUUCCGUAACGCCAGUGGCCACUGAUGCAAGGGGAAAGGAGGCGGUGGGGUGGGUGGGUAGGAAGAAAGCCAGGUCAGAUGCAAAUCAUCUUCCCUGCCCAUCAUCCUUUCACUUCAUCACUCUUUUGCCCCUGUCCCUGCCUUUAACUGUCCCCAAAAAGCACAGGCCUGUGGUGGAAUGGAACUGACAAACAGUGGAGUGAAAACAAAUUGUAACUAUUAACAAUUAUUUUAUAUCCUUUCAUCAUUCACGCACGAACACUCCCAAGUCCCAUGGCUGUGGAUAAUGCCUGGAUCUUGAUGCACUUAAAAGUGGUAUAUUUUUCAUUGCACUUUUCUACUUGUGCCAUGUUUAAAUGGCCUACUGUAUGAGAAAGAAAAGGAAAACAUUUCAGAUAUAAAUAUAUAUAAUAUAUAAAUAAAUAUAACAAUGUACAGUGCACAAAAAUCUCCAUGGUUACCUGGAGAUUAGGUUUGUCUGAAACCUUCAUUGACAGGGCUGUUAAUUUCUGUCCAGGAUUACAUGUACAUUUACUGAAUGUCAGAUAGCAAGAAAUCAUUACAGAUCUUGAUGUGUUGGUCUGGUUUACUGGAAAGGAAGUGUGUGCUGCCAUUUGCCAUGUGCAUUCUUCCAGUUGCACUCUUCUAUUUCUUGCACCCAAGGUGUUUGUAUCAGUUCUUCUCAUGUCUAUCAGGCUUUUGAAGUAAUUUGCCUUGACAAAUUCACAUGUACCUCAAAUUUCUGUCGAAAUGGAACAAAUCGGACCUCACCUGAUGGAUUGAGAUUAUACAGUGGGAUUCAAUUACAUUUGUGCAUAACAAAUUAAUUUGAAAUUCCUUUAUUUUUCUUAAAAGACAUUUAUAUAGUGCCUCUCACAACCACUUGACAUCUCAAAGCACUUUGUCGCUUUUGCAAUGUAAUCCUGUUGUAAUGUAGAAAAUACAGCAGUCAAUUUGUGUACAGCAAGCUCCCAAUGAUAGUCAUGUGAUAAUGACCAGCCAAUUUAUUUUACAUGACACUUGUUUAAUUUUGUCAGCAUGUUCAGAUCUCUACCUUGUUCUGAUAUGACAUUUAUAUGCCCCUGAAAAAGCAAGUAUUACCUUGGUUUAAUGUCAUACUUGAAAGGCAACACUUCUGAUGGAACAAGACUCAGUAUUGCACUGGGAGAGUCAGGUCGGACAAUGCAGUCAAAUCUUUGGAUUGGGACUUGAAUCCUCAACCUUCUAAAUCAGAGGAGUGCUAUUGACUGAGCUAUGGCUGACAUCAGGUUUUAGAUGUUAACAUAUCCAGUAAAACGAUUGUUGGAGGAGCUUUAGCUGACUUUUUUUCUAGUAAAUAUAUGUUUCACACCACUUCAUUGACAUACCAGCACCUGUUUGGUUUGUUAACCAAGUCAUGUUUCCUUCCUGUGAACAGCAGAUUCGCAGAUCUUACAUUUUGAGAUGUUCCUGAAAGUAAAUGCUAACAGUCCAACUCCUCCCAGUCUGAAACUAGAAGCCAAACUCCUGCUGGCAAUAUAGACUAGAAACUAAAUCCUGACUGCUGUCAAAUGAAGGAGUCUAUUCUUAUUCAUCUCAAGUUUGGAAAUCCCAAAUCCAUCUGGAUUGCCAAGCGAGAAGACAAAUGUUUGUUCAUCUUACACUGAGGAGUCCAUUGAUGCUCAUGUCAAGCACGAUAAUCCCAACUUCUGCUAUUAAACUGGAAUUUUCUGCAGCAGAAUCAGAAGUAGGUGGCAAUGUGGAAUUUGAAAUACGAACAAAUCAGCCAUGAUCUUAUUGAAUGCUGGAACAGGUUCAAGGUGCCACAUAGCUAUUUCUGCAUGUUUGUAUGUGGUCCCAAUUUCUGCUGGUAUCAAACAAGGAAACUUGAACUCCAAUGAUUUGUAAGCUACAAGGCCAAUCCUGCUAGGCCCUCACACUAGAGCCAAAUUACUGCCAGCUUCAAACUCAAGAAUCCCGUUUUUAGUUGGUGUCACAAUGGGAUCCCAAUUUCAGUUGGUCUUAGGGAAAUUAAACUGAAGGCCAAAUUGCCACUGGUGUCGGUGUCAAAUUCUAACUCCUAAUAGUACAACUUCUGCUGGCUUCUGCAAAUAAAAGCUCAACUUUUUAAAGCUAGUUUCAGAUUUGAAGCACAAAUCCUCCCUGUCUCAAAAUAGAAGUCUCAACUGAUCAAAGGUCCUCAGACCCAAAACCCUGAUUCCUUUUGGUUUUCAAACCUUAGAAAUAUGACACCUGUUAAUAUCUGGGACCAAAGCCCUGCUUCUAAAGACCCUUACCUCUGCGUCACCAUAACAAUUUGGUCUCUUGGACCGGAAGCCCAGACUACUGAUAGUGCCUUGGUCCCAAAGCACCAACUCUUAUUGGUCUCCUCUACCCAAUGGUCCAAUUUCAUUGCCUUUUGGAUGCAGAGCCCUGAAUCUUCCUGGUUUGCUGGACUUCAAAUAUAAAAGCUGGAAGAUAGAAUUUACUAUCAAGUAAUUACCAGCUACAGAACAACAAAGUAAAGAUCCUGGGUGAGCUUUCAGAGUAUGUAGACUGAUAGUGGACAUUACUAAUCUAGACUUCUUGGGUUUAUGCAAAACAAACCCACAAUUUGUCAUUUUUCUUAGUCUCUCAAAGUUUGUCAAUGGUGUAGAAAAUUUGAAGUUUAGGUGUUGGUGAUGCAAAGAAACAGAUAUGUUUGUGGUCAGGAUCAAGGUUGCAAGCAGUGCAGAUAAUCAAGAGGUUUGAUCAUGCUGAUCAUUAGUUUGUUUCUUGGAGAAAAGAAAGAAUUUAUUUUCAUAUGACAUCUUUCUCUAAUCAAAAUGAUGUUUUAAUAUAAAGUGAAGUUGCUGUUGUUUUAUGGAAAUUGCAGCAAACAAUUUGCAUAUAGCAAGCUCCCACAGAGAUCAGUGUGGGAUACUGCUGGGACAAUUUGUUCGCUAAUGACUUUCAAAUAUAAAUAUUAACCAGGAGACUAGGGUGAACAGCUCUGCUCAUUUUCAGGUAGUGCCAUGGGAUAAUUUGUGAGAAUCUGAAAGGGAUAGGAUGAGAUCUCAGCUUAACUCUUCAUGUGAAGAGCAGGACCUCUGAUAAUGCAGCACCUUCUCAAUCCCUUGUGAAUGUCAAGUUUAUUGUUUUGAAUCAAAUCCCUGCUUCAUUUUAUUCAGCCUUUCUUUCAGUGGGCCAUGUUUUUUUUCUCUCUUUUCGCUCAGGCCCACCCAAGUGCCCAUCCCUCAUAGUCAAGGCUUUGAUGAUCAACUGGCAGCAGACUAAUUAUGCACAGUAGAGUCCCAAUCAGACCCUGCCUACUCACAGUACCUGUAGUUGAGGGGACUGGCCCACUGUUAAAUAUUUGGUCCCCUCUUUAAACCAGAGCAUUGAGCUUAACCUCAGCCGUCUGAUGCCUGCUUGAGCCUGCAGCGCAUUCAAGUUAACCCUAAGGUUUAUACACCAUUUACAAGGCAUGAAUCAGGAUUAUGAUGGAAUUCUUUUCAGUGGAUGUAUUGCAGUUCCAAGUGAUCAAGAAGCUUUAUAUCAUUUAUGAUCAAGCAGCACAGUUGACUGGCACACUCAUCCACCAUGUUAAAGGAGCAUCUCAUGUUCAUGUAGGUAUGUCAAGAAGCAGCAAAAGUUUCAUCCAGUAGAAAACAAAGUCAUAGAGUAGGGCUGGCUCUUUCACAAACGGUGCAGUGACUUGGGCUAACCACAAAACCUCAUUCCCAAUUAUUAACAACUAUCAACCACUGCAGCCUAUAAUUUUGGUUGGAGAUAAUUAUAGAAAUGAGUAAGCCAUUAAGAGCUAGACAAUUCAAACAUCAAUCGAUCAGACCUAAGCUCUAGUUCCAUGCGGGUAGAAAAUUAAACAACUCAGUGGAGGAGGAGGCUUCAUAAAGAUCUCUCCUCAAUGAGGGAGACCCCAACACAUAAUUGCAAAAGAUAAGGCCAAAUUUUGUACAUCUACCUCCAGCCAGAAGCUCUGAGUGGAUGAGCAAUUUGAGCUUUCUGCAGAGAUGCCAGCAUCACAGAAGUCAGUAUUCAACCAAUUUGAUUCAUCAAAUUUGUGACAUCAACAAACAGCUGAAAGCCUGCAAAGGCUAUUAGCUGUGACAGAAACCCAGCUAUAAUACUGAAGAGUCUACUCCAGAAUUUGUUGCACACCUGAAGAACCUAUUCCAGGAUCCACCCAAUGUGAAAAUUUGCCCCAGGAAGGUCCUGCACACUGAUAAACAGGACAAAUCCAACAUGACCAAUUAUCAAUUUACUCUUGAUCAUCAAUAGUGAUGGAAAGGAUCAUCAACAGUGCUAUCAAGCAGCACUUGCUUAAGAAUAAUUUGCUCACAGGUGGUUUGGGUUCCACCAAGUUCACUUAGCUCCUGAUCUCAUUCCAGCCUUAAUUCAAGCAAGGAGAAAAUAGUUGAAUUCUAAAGAUGAGGUGAGAAUGACUGGCCUUGGCAUUAAGACUACAUAUGACCAACUGCAGUAUCAAGAAGCCAAGCAAAGCUGAAGUUGAUGGGAAUUAGGAAAAAUCAUUGGUUGAAGUCACACCUGGCACAAAGAAAUAUGGUGUGGUUGUUGAACAUCAGUCAUUUCAGCUCCAGGAUAUCUCAGCAGGUGUUCUGUAGGUUCUAGUAUUCCAAGCCCAACUAUGUACAGUUACCUCAUCAAUGACCUUUCUGAUCAUAAGGUCAAAAAUGGGCAUUCUCACAGAUGUUUGCACAAUGAUCACUGUUACAUGUAACUUGCCAGUGAGGUGGUAUAUGUCCAAAUACAGCAAGAUUUGAACAACAUCCAGGCUUGGCCUGACAAGUGGCAGGACUACUUUCACCAUGUAAGUGACAGGCAAUGAUUAUCACCAACAAGAGAGAAUCUAACCAUUGUUUCUUGACAGUCGAUAGCAUUACUAGUACAAUUCCCUCACUUACCAACAUGAAAAUGACCACUGACCAGAAGCUGACUGAACUAGUCACAUAGAUGCAUUGACUCUCAUGCAGGUCAGAGGUUAAGAAUCUUGCAAUGAGCAACUCACCUCCAGACUCCCAAUGCCUGUGCACCAUCUAUAAAGCACAAGACAGGACCAUGAUGGAAAUUUCCCUACUUCCUGGAUUACAACAACACUUAAGAAGCUUGAUACCUUGCCGAACAAAGCAGCCCAUUUGAUUGGCAUCCACAAACAUUUACUCCACCACCAAUGACCAGUAGCAGCAGUGUUCAUCCUGGUUGGAAAUGUAUCACUAUUUCUUCCCUGACAUUGUGUAAAAAUGAGAACUCCCUCACUGUCACUCUCACUGGCAGAAAUCUUGGAACUCACUCCCUCAUAGUAUUGUAGAUGUACCACAGCAAAUAGACACCUGCCAUUCAAGAAUGGCAGCUUAUCACAACUUUCUCAAGGGCAGUUAGUGACGGGCAAUAAAUGCUGGCCCAUCGAAUAAUGCUCACAACCCUGACCAGUUAUUUUUAUAAAAUCAACAUGUUGAGCCUUUUCCACCAUUCAGUUCAAUAACAGGUGAUCAAUUUCUUAUUUCAGUUUACUUACAUUAGUUUCAUAAGCCCUUAUUGAUACAAAAAUCUAUCAUGCCCGUUAUGAAAUAUUCAGUUGGCUCUCCAGUAUUUUCGGGAGGAGGGGGUGUGGCUGGCGUGAUAUAAUGAGUUCCAGAUUUCUUUCUGUGAAUAAAUGCUUUGUGACAACACCCCAAAUGGCCUACCUCUAAUUUUAACACUCUGCCCCUUAAUCUGGAAUCUUCCAUUACUUUCUCACUGUCCGCCACAUGCAAGGGAACAUAUGCUAACAGACAAUAGUAUCAAUGGAGGUCUUUCCAAACUUGCAAAACAAUGAAGUCCCAAUGUUGGAUUUCCAAACUAAGUGAAGCUCGUGAACAUUGGUGGCAUGGAGAAGGUUGACAUUUGUUCGAGGAUUAAAGAUGCAUUGUUAAACACAAAGAACUUCUGGAGUUAAUACUAGCCCUAAUAAUUAAAGUAUAACUCUAAAAUGAUUAAAGGAAAGUAAAUAAGGAAAUAGAGGAAAUGUUUCUUCAGUUAACUUUACCACUGGUGUGCAUACUCAAAUAACAUAUACCUUUAUAUUUCAAUGCAUUUUCUUACAAAUCAGACACUAGGUUGACAAAUAAUUACACAACACCUUUCUGA
Molecule: messenger RNA, 10207 nt
Organism: Stegostoma tigrinum
Lineage: Eukaryota; Metazoa; Chordata; Chondrichthyes; Orectolobiformes; Stegostomatidae
Product: ras/Rap GTPase-activating protein SynGAP-like
Exons: 19
Coding region: 240-4106 (1288 amino acids)
Biological process (GO): negative regulation of Ras protein signal transduction; regulation of GTPase activity
Molecular function (GO): protein binding
Source: RefSeq, a predicted model, not a curated record